Coccomyxa subellipsoidea C-169 is the source of this 715-nucleotide messenger RNA. RefSeq lists its product as hypothetical. The annotation marks the transcript as partial. The record is from RefSeq and is a predicted model, not a curated record. NCBI's taxonomy places the organism in Eukaryota, Viridiplantae, Chlorophyta, Trebouxiophyceae, Coccomyxaceae. The transcript has 6 exons.
AAUAGUCUCUUUGUCAAGAUGGCAAAAAAGGACAAGAAGGCACAAGUGACUGCCAGCAGUGACAGGCAGAAGAAGACCAGGAAACAAGAAGCGAUGCGAUCUGCUCCUGCGGCUCAACUGGCAAAGACGAGCAAGAAAGCCAAGACUACGCCAGGGUUUACAGAUAGCAACAAGCGAUGGCUGACACCCAAGGUCACCAAGCAAGAAGCAGAGGAAGUCGAGUCAGACGACCUGGACCCAGAAGACAGUGACAGUGGUCUUAUGGAUGAUGAGUUUGGAGAUGAUGAGCCCGCUGAGGGGCCUGAGGAUGAGGGGGACAGCUCAGAGGCACAGGAGGAGAGCUCUGAGGAAGAGGAGGAUGACGGGGACGUAGCCAGCCUCAAGGAGGAGCUCUGGAGCGACGAAGACGAGUCGGAUCAGAUCUUCAAGAAAGGAUCUGGCAGAGCUGCAGACCAGGAAGCAAGCUCUGGUUCAGAUGACGACGAGGAGGAUGAAGAGGAGAGCAGUGAAGAUGGGGAAGGCCAAGGAAUGAUGGACAGCGAUGAGGAGAGCGAUGAUGAGAUGCUGGACAUCGAGAAGAAGGCGAGAAGAUUGGAUGAGGACAGGGCGAGGAGAGAACGGGAGGCGGAGGCAGAGGGGCGGGAGAUGGGAGCGGGGGACAUUCAGACCAACAUCCAGCAGGAGAUUGAGGCGGGGCCAUCCAUCCUGCCCGGCG